CUCUCCUCCAUUUCACCCAUUUCUCCUAUAUAACUCAUUCCUGGACCCGUUGGAUGGUUUCUCACCACUGGGAUCAUACUGUAUUGUUAUUAUGCCCGCCGUUGGUGACCAACAUCGCGGUGGUCCGAAGAGCGUCAUGAUGCCCAACGCGACCGGUUCUGCUACGGGAAACCCUUUCGAGGAGCCCCAACGCCGCAUGAGCGAAUACACGGUCCAAGAAAUCGCCACCCUCCAAGCACGACUGGAUAAGAAACUCGGUCCUGAAUACAUCUCCUCGAGACCGGGUGCGGCUGGACAAAGGGUGCAUUAUCUGUCUGCUGACAAAUGCAUCAAUCUGGCGAAUGAAGUGUUCGGGUUCAAUGGCUGGUCCAGCUCGAUCCAGAAUAUUCAGAUCGAUUUUGUCGAGGAGAGUCAACAUACGGGCAAAAUCAGCUUGGGGUUGUCCGUAAUAGUCAGGGUCUCUUUGAAGGAUGGGACUUACCAUGAGGACAUCGGCUACGGUCACAUCGAGAACUGCAAGGGGAAAGCUGCGGCGUUUGAGAAGGCGAAGAAGGAGGGGACUACUGACGCUCUCAAGCGUGCGCUGAGAAACUUCGGUAAUGUCCUGGGGAAUUGCGUCUACGACAAAGAUUAUGUCUCAAAAGUUACCAAAGUGAAGCCUGUACCGGCAAAAUGGGACGUCGACGAGCUUCAUCGGCACCCCGACUACGCUCCAGUCAAAAAGGAACCCGUUCAACCUCGACCGGCUCCAGAGGAUGACGAUCUCCCCCCUCGUCCAGCGAAUGCUACAAGGAACAAUAAUUCCAAUGAUUCUGCAGCGUUUGAUGCUGACGGGGAAUUUGGAAGUGACCUAUUUGAUGAAGCUGAUUUUGGAGUUGCUACGAAUGGAAAUCCAGACGAGAUAGUAAUAGGCCCAGAAACCCAGAAAUUUCAACAACCACCCACACCCCUAAACGGACCAAAUGCCUACCGAGGACCCCAAGGAAACUAUGCUCGGCCCCCAGCGCGAUCCGACUCGGCGGUUGUGACACCUUCCAAACCAGAAAGACCUCUCCAUCAGGUGCCGGGCGCCAGGCAGAUUCCGGCGCCUGCCCUUAAUGCCAGAACCAAUUUCUCUGCGGCACCAAACCCGCAGCAAAACUUCCAAAACGCAAGGGCUGUGCCAGCACCAGGCCAGCCCAGACCCGUUCAACCCUCCGCAUUAGCUGGCACAGGUGGUCAAGUACCGGUCAAACGAGAACCGGGGUUAAUGUCCAACGAAACCAAACAACAAGACAUGCUUCCUCCCGGGAGCUCACCCGCUCCAUCGGCUGGCUUCUUUUCGGCUCGGGCAGUCGAUAUGAUCAGGGAUAACCCGAACAAUGUCUCUAAUGCCGCACCUGCUUUCGAUCCUCAUGCCGAAAGCCCGUCCAUUCGCAAAACGGCCGGCGUCGACCACACCAAAAGCGUACCAAUUUCCCGGCCCAUGCUGGCAGCGGCCUCGCCAGCUACGAACAAUACCCGUGACUUCGUGAACCCAUCUACAGACGCGCAUCGAAGAAUUGGCGCUCCUGGGGCUAGUGGAAUCGGUAGUCCCAUGAACAGGGGACCGUCAACUUCGUCCUAUCGCCCACUGACGCGACCCAACAUCGAUCCUCGCGCCGUCAACAACGCAGCAGCAGCAUCAAACGGAGCCAAUAUGGGGGCCCAGGGCUUUCCGCAGAAUAUGAAUGGCAAGCGACCUCCCCUAAGCGAUGUGACGAAUGCAACGCCGCCUGGCGGUAGCGGACCUGUUCCUGCUGGCAUUAGUGAUCCCAAGAGAGUAAAGAUGGCCGACGGUUCUACGACACAGCAACCGCCGCAGCAACCACCCCGUCAGCAAUGAUAGAAGUUGAUCGGAUGGAAAGAGAACAUACCCAAUGGCCGCGCUAUGUGAUGAUUGUCAAUUUUUCUUCGGUAUUUGAAUGGUGACUCGGCGUUCGGGAUACAAGGCAAAGGCAACGGAAAGGGAAUGGGUUUUCUUUUAUAGGAUUGUUGAUUUAAUUUGAUUUUCGUUGGCAUCGAUUGGCCUUGUGUCGCUUUUGCUCUCUAAUUUUUCCUGCUUCUUUACAUCUGAACUGUGUCC
Aspergillus steynii IBT 23096 is the source of this 2104-nucleotide messenger RNA. RefSeq names its product RAD52 DNA repair protein RADC. The transcript is spliced from 6 exons. Lineage: Eukaryota; Fungi; Ascomycota; Eurotiomycetes; Eurotiales; Aspergillaceae. Gene Ontology annotation, cellular component: nucleus. The record is from RefSeq and is a predicted model, not a curated record. Gene Ontology annotation, biological process: mitotic recombination; double-strand break repair via single-strand annealing; DNA recombinase assembly. Bases 92 to 1864 code for a protein of 590 amino acids.